AUGGAGACUUCCAAGACCUUCAUGAGAAAUCCACCGAUCACACCAGGCUACAGUGGCUUUGUGCCCUACCUCAGCUGCCAGGGCACCUCCGGCGAGGACCACAUGGACCACUGCCUGGAAAACUUCCAGGAGAAAAGGCAGCAAUACGUAGACCGGCAGGAGGAACUUCACCGUUUGGUGGCCACGGCCCCGAAAUUGAAGCCCGUCUGUUCCGAGGACCACGUCUUGCGGGCUCUGCACGAGUACUACAGGAAGUACCACCCCAUGAUUCUGGAAUGCAAGAACGUGAAGAAGCCUCUCCAGGAGCCCCCCAUCCCCGGCUGGGCAGGCUACCUUCCCAGAGCCAAGGUCACUGAACUAGGCUGUGCCACGAGGUACACGGUCAUGGCCAGAAACUGCUACCAGGACUUCCUGGACAUCGUGGAGCGGGCCAAGAGAGCGCGCCUCAGAUCCUAUGAGGAACUCUGUGGAGUUAGCCCCACCCAGGCCGCUGCUCCUUCCCCACAAGUUUUGCAGCAGGAAGAGCCGACACCCCCAAGCCCAGGUUUCUCCAUCCCAGGUGGAAGCUGUCCUGCCCUUGGAAGACCCCCCAGCCAAGACCCCAGAGCUCCGGUGACAUGUGACUCUGCUCAGAGGUCAAAUAUGUCAUGCAACAGGAAGAUUUAUCUAGGGCCACUGUCCUCAGCCAAGAACGCAGAGGGCUAG
Sciurus carolinensis (gray squirrel) is the source of this 705-nucleotide messenger RNA. RefSeq names its product chromosome 5 C10orf82 homolog (gene Spmip5). The record is from RefSeq and is a predicted model, not a curated record. NCBI's taxonomy places the organism in Eukaryota, Metazoa, Chordata, Mammalia, Rodentia, Sciuridae. The coding region runs from base 1 to 705 and encodes 234 amino acids. The transcript is spliced from 5 exons.